AUGGGAGACCUCAAACAUGUCCAAGAUGCAUUCGACGCAGCCAGUGACUUUUUGAGCCCGGUGCUUAAUCGAGAGGAAAUACAAAAUUCCCAGGGAAAAUCACUACUGGAAAUCCUGAGCAAGGAUUCAGACGUCUCCGGGAUCGAUGAUAGUGAUGCCAGAACGACCGUGAUCGACAAGGCGUUGGACAUCUUGAACCGGAUCCACGCGGCUUUUGUCAGACCGGCAGAGAGCCAGUCUGAAUCUCAAAGGGCUGCAGGUUCUGGGGGAGAUGCAGAUCUUGAAGAUGCAAAGCGACGCCGGAUGCUCCAUGCAUUGCUGGACUUGAUCUCCCUAGAAGGGAUCUACCCGUCACUGUCAUCAGGAGUUGGAAUUCCUCUGCAGCGAAGAGUGAUCUCGGUUUUGCCGGCUGGCAUUAUUGCAAAGCAGACUCAUUCACCGCCUAGCAGCAUACCUCACAAUGAGACCCUUCUUCGGCAUAUCAUGGCUAUUCUUUUGAACAUUGUCUUGGAUUCCAGAUUAAGCAUCCAGCCAGUCGUCCGAGGCCGCAUUUUGAGUGAUAUCAUAAGCGGCGUAGCAGACCUUGCAUUCAACCCCCAUAUAGCCCUGUCUCCGGACCAGACCAAGUUCCAGGAGGAAUUUGCCGCGAUCAUCAAUCAGACCCCGAGUGCAGUAUUGCUACCCACACUAUCCAACUUUCUGCAGUCGGAGACUACUCCUUGGUUCAAGGCUGCGAUUUCAAGCCAGAUCUCUCGAGUGCCACUUCGACCCCAUGGGGUCCUACAAACAAUCAUGUUCAUUGCCUCCCAGAUUGCGCCGUCACUGGGACAAGAAGCCCAAAACGAACCAUCGAGCGGGCCACAUUUUACAGUGCAAGCCAUUAUGCAAGUCUCGCGACUUCUUUCAUCUGUGCCGCAGGGCAUUGAACCGACAGCGUAUUUCACUGCAAUCGCUCCUCAACUGCUCGCACUACUCGAUGGAGAUGACCCGGACCUGAAAAAGACUGCAUCCUACACCAUUGGUAAUGGUAUACUGGGAAAGCGAGCAUAUGGUGCUCCUGGGACGAUAGGCCACUUGAUCUUCGUGGAGCCUAUCUUUGGGGCGCUGACCGCCGAGCUGGACGAUGCUUCAGGACGAUGGAUGACAAAUUAUUCGGACAUUGAAAGGUCUACUCCACCCAGCGCGGGAGAGGCGUCAGAAGACACGCUUGUCCACGCUGAUGUGGUUAGCCUGGCGAUCGACAGGCUGAGAAGUCUAGCACUGCAGCAUCCAAAUCCUGGUCUCGUCAAAAGGAUCGUGUAUCCGAUUCUUCUCCCACUAUGGGGCUUGGCUUGCUAUUCAAAGGAACAAGAACUGACUAAUUAUCAUGAAAGAAUCAUGGCACUGCUCCAGACAUACUUCGGCAUAUCGGUGGGCGCGCAGCCGCUCAAGAAACUCGUUGAUCACCUUCUUUGGGAUGGCGGCUCAAAAUGGACAUACGGUACGGACUCGCGGGGUUGCGUGGCAUUGACAAAGCGCACGAACCCGGAAGGCGAUCAGUCAAACAUCAUCAAAUUGAUAGAUUCGCUCGAAAGCCGGACUGAGCUCUUUGUCAGUUUGCUGGGCUCAGAUCCCAGUAGCGAGGAACGCACCGGUGAUAUAUUCCUCUACGUGAGCGACCGCUGGCUAGUGCAUCCCCGAGAGACUGACAGAGCGGGCAAGCCACAGAAGCUUGGUGAAUCAGACAAUAUCUUCCAGAAACUGGUCAGCGCAAAGGUGGCGGAGAAGUUGCUCGACAAUUUCAGAGACACAUUGUCUCGUCGCCCACUGCGAGUAUUGGAGCUCGUCAAGCAAGUCAUCGAUGGAGAGCUGUAUCGACUUAGGGCUGAAGAGCCUCAAAAGCACGAGCAGAAGUCAGGAAAAGUCUCACUCUCGUCACUGUCCAAUAUUGUGUCUCAGCAAAAUGUGCAAGAGGACGCUUCGGAUACGGAAGCAUCAGAGUCGCUGUCGACCGCAUUCAGCUUGUUGUCCACUGUGCUCGCAUCUCCCGAAUUCUCGAUCUCUCAAGAAACCAAGCUACUGCUUGACUCCGUGAAAAGUCAUCUUGACCAACUAAUCCCUCUUCUCCCGGCCUCUCUGUCCAAGCCAGCAACAACCUCGUCGAUGCUCUUGGAGAUCCAACUUACAUCUCCAGAGCAUGACGAUUCCAAACCAAGACCUUCUCAUGUCGCCGACCUUGAAAUUCAUCGUCAAGCUUUGGUGAACCUCAAUUCGAAUUUGCCACCCGUACAGGCCGAAGGUUUCUCAUUGCUGUUAAAGUUGAUCAUGCGCUCCUCACCUGUACUCGAUAUUCCUUCAACAUUGACACUCCUUCUCUCCAUCAUCACCGACAUAUCUGAGUCAACUGCCAAUGAGGAGUUCAUCUACCUCAAUGCGAUCAAGCUAAUUGGCACACUUGCAUCACGACAUCCACGGACGGUGUUGAAGAUCUUGGUGGACAGCUAUGUCGACAAGAAUGAACAAAGAGCCUUAGACUCACGUCUCAGGCUUGGCGAGUCUCUACUGCGCACCGUUCAAGAUUUAGGUGAUGCGCUAACUGGGGAAACUGCGAAAAUCCUCGGCGAAGGUAUGGUGGCUCUGGCAGGACGGCGAGGGCGUCGACCGGAAACACAGAAGAGUCGCAAGAAGCAAGUAGAAAAAGAGCAGCGCCGAAAAGAGCGAGAAGAGCGCAAGCAAAAAGAAUCUACUCUGCCGGCGGGAUGGUCAAUCCCGACAGAGGAAACUCAACCAAAGUUUGAAGCCGAACUGGACGACGAGUCUACAACAGAAACCCCCGAGCAGACAGCAUAUGCCGCGAACAUUGUCGCAGCAUGGGCGGCAGGUGCAUCAACAGAUGAAGAGCCAGACGACCUUCGUGUACGCGCAUCAGCCCUUUCAAUUCUCGCCUCGGCAGUUCAGACCAACAUCCUGGGUCUUGGCCCAGCCGUCGUCUCUUCAGCCGUCGACCUUGCCCUCGCGACGCUCACCCUGGAACCUGCCCCCGAGAGCGCAAUCCUCCGUCGCGCAAGUGCGAUCCUCCUCCUCGACAUCUUGAAAGCACUGGAUACGGCACGUGAAACACGGCACGGUAAGGACGUUGGCUUUGGCUUCUCCCUUACCGAUGAUCCGUACAGUCUCGGUCCACAAGACCAAUCCCGCGGUCCUUCUACCAUCGGGCAUAUCCCUUCAAUGCUGCGCACGCUUGGCUUUGUCGAAACCACGGAGACAGACUCUAUCGUGCGUGGGCAUCUGCGUGCACUGAUUGAGAGUCUAGAGGCCUGGCUGGAGAAGUCGUUGAUGUGGGGGAUAGGUGCUCAGGGAGAUGACCAGCCGCGGCUGGAAAUUGGAGAUCGGAUUGCUGGGUUGGCUGUUGAUCCCAUGGCUGGGCGAGGAGAUUUGACGAGGCCAAAGAUUGAGGAAAUAGAGUAG
Messenger RNA from Penicillium cinerascens, 3447 nucleotides. Its product is annotated as RTP1/Tango6 family protein. The record is from RefSeq and is a predicted model, not a curated record. Gene Ontology annotation, biological process: protein secretion. The transcript has 3 exons. NCBI's taxonomy places the organism in Eukaryota, Fungi, Ascomycota, Eurotiomycetes, Eurotiales, Aspergillaceae. Bases 1 to 3447 code for a protein of 1148 amino acids.